Messenger RNA from Symphalangus syndactylus (siamang), 2291 nucleotides. RefSeq names its product peripherin (gene PRPH). Gene Ontology annotation, molecular function: structural constituent of cytoskeleton. Gene Ontology annotation, biological process: intermediate filament organization. Lineage: Eukaryota; Metazoa; Chordata; Mammalia; Primates; Hylobatidae. Gene Ontology annotation, cellular component: cytoplasm; plasma membrane; axon. The record is from RefSeq and is a predicted model, not a curated record.
GCGCCCCUGUCUCCUAUUCCUCUCUGGGUAUGGUGAAGGAGGGGUAGCUGACAGCAGGUGAAAAUAGAGCCUGGCCUUCAGGGGGCAAGUCAAGGCACUAGCUAUGGGGCCUAAGCCAGGUCAACUCUCCCUCCAGCUGGCCUCCUCCCUACUCCUGUGCCAGAAGCCUGCCCUUUAACUUCAGGUCCUUCUACCUCGCAAUUUUCAGGGACCCUAGUUCAAGUCAGGCCUUCCUACCCUAGGUUCUAGCUUUGGGUGCUUGUUGGAAGGUAGUGACCCCCACCCCAGCGGCAACAGGGGGCAAUCAAGUGGGCAGAGGCCUGCAACCAGGGAAGGGAGGGGAAGGCGCUCCUGCUGUUCCGCAGGGGUGGGGCAUCCCCCUCCCCACACAACCCCCCUCCAGCGGGCCAUCAGGCCAGUGGGAGGAGCUGCCCGUGCCCCCCCUGAGACCGCAGGGCUAUAAAGCCGCCUCGCAGCUGUCUGCGGCUCCUUCCCAGUCCCCGGCCUAGCUCUGCGAACCGUGACUGCCCAUCCUCGGCCGCAAUGAGCCACCACCCGUCGGGCCUCCGGGCCGGCUUCAGCUCCACCUCAUACCGCCGCACCUUCGGUCCACCGCCCUCACUAUCCCCCGGGGCCUUCUCCUACUCGUCCAGCUCCCGCUUCUCCAGCAGCCGCCUGCUGGGCUCCGCGUCCCCGAGCUCCUCGGUGCGCCUGGGCAGCUUCCGUAGCCCCCGGGCGGGAGCGGGCGCCCUCCUGCGCCUGCCCUCGGAGCGCCUCGACUUCUCCAUGGCCGAGGCCCUCAACCAGGAGUUCCUGGCCACGCGCAGCAACGAGAAGCAGGAGCUGCAGGAGCUCAACGACCGCUUCGCCAACUUCAUCGAGAAGGUACGCUUUCUGGAGCAGCAGAACGCGGCCCUGCGCGGGGAGCUGAGCCAAGCCCGGGGCCAGGAGCCGGCGCGCGCCGACCAGCUGUGCCAGCAGGAGCUGCGCGAGCUGCGGCGAGAGCUGGAGCUGUUGGGCCGCGAGCGUGACCGGGUGCAGGUGGAGCGCGACGGGCUGGCGGAGGACCUGGCGGCGCUCAAGCAGAGGUUGGAGGAGGAGACGCGCAAGCGGGAGGACGCGGAGCACAACCUCGUGCUCUUCCGCAAGGACGUGGACGAUGCCACUCUGUCCCGCCUGGAACUAGAGCGCAAGAUUGAGUCUCUGAUGGAUGAGAUUGAGUUCCUCAAGAAGCUGCACGAGGAGGAGCUGCGAGACCUGCAGGUGAGUGUGGAGAGCCAGCAGGUGCAGCAGGUGGAGGUGGAAGCCACGGUGAAGCCCGAGCUGACGGCAGCGCUGAGGGACAUCCGCGCGCAGUACGAGAGCAUCGCCGCGAAGAACCUGCAGGAGGCGGAGGAGUGGUACAAGUCCAAGUACGCGGACCUGUCCGACGCUGCCAACCGGAACCACGAGGCCCUGCGACAGGCCAAGCAGGAGAUGAACGAGUCCCGACGCCAGAUCCAGAGUCUGACGUGCGAGGUGGACGGGCUGCGCGGCACGAACGAGGCGCUGCUCAGGCAGUUGAGAGAGCUGGAGGAGCAGUUCGCCCUGGAGGCGGGGGGCUACCAGGCGGGCGCUGCGCGGCUCGAGGAGGAGCUGCGACAGCUAAAGGAGGAGAUGGCGCGGCACCUGCGGGAGUACCAGGAGCUCCUCAACGUCAAGAUGGCCCUGGACAUCGAGAUCGCCACCUACCGCAAGCUGCUGGAGGGCGAGGAGAGCCGGAUCUCCGUGCCCGUCCAUUCUUUUGCCUCCUUAAGUAUAAAGACGACUGUGCCUGAGGUGGAGCCUCCCCAGGACAGCCACAGCCGGAAGACCGUUCUGAUCAAGACCAUUGAGACCCAGAAUGGGGAGCAGGUGGUGACAGAGUCCCAGAAGGAGCAGCGCAGUGAGCUGGACAAGUCUUCUGCCCACAGUUACUGAACCCCUUGGUCCAGAGCCUUGACUCUGCCCUAGGCCUGCUCUAAGCCCAAACCCUAAGACCACUCCUGAAUUUUCUCUUCUCCCUCUGCAUGUGUCUAAAAGGUGGUGCGAGGCAUCCCUUUCCUGGCUUAUGGCCAAGCCCUACCCGGCCAGCAGCCGCUGGGCCUCUCCCUGCCCUGACACUUGAUGUGACCUAUGUGCUUCCCUUUUCAUGUCCUGAUAAGAAGCCAGUGAUCCCCCCCAGGACAAAUCUACUCCAGCCACGAUGAGAAGUGGGUGAGCCAGGGUCUGAGUUUCACAUUUGAACCAAAUAAAAUGCUGUCAAGAGAAAA